UUCCUUGCAUGCUCUGUCACGAAGCAUCAGGUAGACUUAAAAGAUGAGAGCCACAGCCGGCAAGCCUCUCAAGGUGUCCCCUACCGUAAUGUGGAAAAACCUCGUAGAAUAUUCAGUCAUAUUUCUUUACAACAAAACCGAUUUGAUUCAUCUGUUCUUGUACAGGAGUCACAAUGUGGACUUGGAAAAUGGAGGCCAUCAUGGUUGUCAUUUUUGGGUUCUCGUAGAUGGAUGAUUACGUUAUUAUGCUGGUACUGUGCAGUACAAGGUAUUGUCGUUAAUGGUCUCGUGCCUUCCGCGAUCUCAUCGAUAGAACGUCGGUUUAAACUCAGCACAAGCACUAUGGGUCGCAUCGUACAGUUCUACGACUUUGGAUACGUUUUGUUUUGCAUACCUGUGUCUUACUUUGGUGGACGGCAUAGUAAACCUGCCGUACUUGGUGCUGGUCUCGCUCUUAUAUGUAUUGGUAGUCUAUUGUUUUCCACGCCUCAUAUGCUAGCAGAUAGUUAUUCGGCUAAUCAGGAUCACAAAUCUUUAGGAUCGUUUCACUUUUUUCAGCUUUCUGUGCCGCUCAAAAACAAAAUCAGGUGGACUUUUCGAUUUGUAUUUCUGUUCUGUUUGGCUCAUUUUCUACAUGGUAUCGGUGCUACACCUUUGUUCACAAUUGGAGUGUCAUACAUUGACGAGAAUGUGGGCAAAGCGCUUUCAUCAUUGUUUGUGGGCAUUUUUUACUCUUUUGCCGUCUUUGGUCCAGCUGCGGGAUUUCUAACUGCGGGUACAUUUCUGACAUACCAUACGGAUUUCUGGCAUCUUCCAGCUGAACAAAUUUCACGAGUAAGUGGAGAUGAGACUGAUCCAUCAUGGGUGGGAGCUUGGUGGAUAGGCUUUGUUCUGGCUUCUUUCAUCGCAAUGCUUGCUGUGGUUCCAAUCAUGUGUCUUCCAAAAGUAUUACCUGAAUCUCUAAAAUGGCAUCGAAAUCGUUUGGUGGAAACAUCCCAAGCAGGGCGAAGGCGUACACCCGAAUGUUGUGGAUUAGCUGGUACCAACAAAACGGCAGCGCUCUAUCGUGAUGCGCCUUUGCCAGGUGAGUUUGUUGAUCUGACUUUUUUAGAAGAGUCGUCAUUGCUGUACACUUCAAUUACAACUCGAGGUAGAGGACCGUUGUGGUACAAGCUGUGGUUGGAUGUGAGGCAUAUUCCCAUAGCUAUUUACCGGAUUCUCACCAAUGCUCCGUUUAUGCUCAUCACGCUUGCGAUGGCGAUCGACAGUCUUGUUGUCACUGGUGCAUCAUCGUUCAUGUCAAAAUACCUGGAAAGGCAGUUUAAUGUACCACCAAGCAGCUUCAAUAUGCAGUUAUUAUUUAAGUUCAUAGGAUGCAUUAUGGUCCCCAUGGCUGGAAUUGGUUGCAUGAUUUCCGGUUUCAUAGUACAGUAUUUCCGAUUGAACUGUGUAACAACACUCAAACUUGCUGUUGGUUUACUUUUCGUCUCGUUGGUACUCACCCCAAUGUAUCUCAUAUAUUGCCCACAUGAUCCUCUUGUCGAUGGUCACAUUUCCAUGGGCAAUUACUCGGAUGUUGAGCCGUCGUUACGAAGCCCAUGUAACUCGCAUUGUCUGUGCAGUGAAGCUGAAUUUCGCCCGGUUUGUGCUGAAUUCGUAGAUGGACGGCAGCUUUCUUAUUAUUCGCCAUGUUUCGCUGGAUGUUCAGAGCCUUACACACCUAUGCAAAAGGUGUAUACAAAUUGUUCUUGUGUAGUGGAAACCCCACGUCUUCGAGUUAAGCAGGUAAAAAAAGGCCUAUGUGAAUCGAAAUGUAAAGGACUACUAGGAUUUCUGAUAAUGUUUGCUCCAUUGUCUCUUUGCACGUUUGCUGUGGGCGUUCCAAUUAUAUCGGUAAUUCUGAGAACGGUGGACUACAACGAGCGAUCAUUCGCGUUGGGUAUUCAGGGAAUUCUGGUGCGUGUCGUAGGAACCAUUCCAGCACCAGUUCUCUUUGGUUGGAUGUUUGACGUGAGCUGUAUUCGAUAUCAAUCGGAACCCUGUGGUGACUCAGAGAGUGGGAGUUGCUUGCUUUAUUCCAAUAAAUUGCUUGCGGAUCUCUUCCUGACGUUCUCUAUUAUUGGACAGGUAAGGGUUUUACAUUUUAGUAGCGUUGGCUUAAACUAA
Haemonchus placei is the source of this 2166-nucleotide messenger RNA. The record is from the annotation of a GenBank genome assembly. Lineage: Eukaryota; Metazoa; Nematoda; Chromadorea; Rhabditida; Trichostrongylidae.